Molecule: messenger RNA, 1923 nt
Organism: Chrysoperla carnea
Lineage: Eukaryota; Metazoa; Arthropoda; Insecta; Neuroptera; Chrysopidae
Product: UDP-glycosyltransferase UGT5-like
Exons: 2
Coding region: 19-1566 (515 amino acids)
Molecular function (GO): UDP-glycosyltransferase activity
Source: RefSeq, a predicted model, not a curated record
UCAAGUAAUUGUUUCAACAUGUACGUUAAAUUAAUUACAUUGUUGUGUUUAGUGCAAAUAACAAUUAGUGCAAGGAUUUUAAUUUGUUUACCAUCACCGUCAUUAAGCCACCAUCUGUUUUAUCGACCGAUAAUAAAAGAACUAUCCAUACGAGGUCAUGAUGUUGUUUCAAUUUCACCAGAUCCAAUAAACGACCCAACAUUAACAAACCUUACAGAAAUCGAUAUUCAUGAAGAAACGUAUGGGGCAUUUAGUGUUACACAAUGGUUACAAGAUUGCCAAACAGAACCAGAAUCUCAACUGAACCAAUUCAGAAAAUAUACACCACAAUUAAUAAAAAUGGCUGAACGAAUGCUUGAAUCGCCCAAAGUAAAAGCAUUGAUUUCAAAUAAAAAUGAAAAAUUUGAUUUGUUUAUCAUUGAAAUGGUUGGAUAUAGUUAUUUAUUUGCAUUUGGGGAACAUUUUAGCUGUCCGGUUAUAGGUCUUUCGUCAUUGGAUACAACCAUUGACGGAAUGGAUGCUGUCGGAAAUCCUCCAGAUCCAAAUUAUUAUGGGAGUUUUCUUGUAAAAGGAGGUCCAAAUUUAAGCUUUUGGGAACGUUUAGAAAUGCUUAGAUUUCUAAUUGAAUACAGAAAGUAUUACUUUUUCGAAUACUUGCCCGUGUUAAAUAGAAUAGCGCAAAAUUAUUUUAAUAUAAAAACUAAAAAUAUGUGGGAGCUUCAAAAGAAUGUUGAUUUGCUAUUAGCUAACACAAAUCCAGUUUUUCAUAUUCCCAAGCCUCAUGUACCAAACUACAUUGAAAUUGGUGGAUUACAUGAACGAGAAAAAAAGCCACUACCACAGGAAUUAAAAACUUUUUUGGACAAUUCACCCCAAGGUGUGGUUUACUUUAGUUUGGGUUCGAAUGUACAAAGUGGAAAUUUGCCGGAAAAUACAAGAAAAAGUAUUAUAGAAGCAUUUAAACAAUUGCCGUACAACGUAAUCUGGAAAUGGGAAAACAGUACUUUAGCCGAUAAACCAAAAAAUGUUUUAAUUAAGAAAUGGCUGCCACAGCAAGACGUGCUCGAUCAUCAAAAUAUAAAAGCGUUUGUAACACAAGGAGGGCUUCAGUCUUUGGAAGAAGCUAUACGUAGUCGAGUACCAAUGAUUGGGAUUCCAUUUGGUGGCGAUCAAGAAUUCAAUGUUGAUAGAAUUGUGACAUUAGAAGUUGGAAGGGAAAUAAAAUUCAAAGACAUAACUACUGAAUUGUUAGUAGAGUCCAUAUCAGAUGUUGCAAGUAAUCCGAAAUAUAAAGAAAAUGUUAAUAAACUUGCGUCACAAAUUUGGGAUCAAGAAACCAAACCUCUGGAUCGUGCAAUCUGGUGGAUCGAAUAUGUUAUAAGACAUAAAGGAGCUAAACAUUUACGCAGUCCCGCCGCAGAUUUACCUUGGCAUAAAUAUUUAUUGUUGGAUGUUAUUGGAUUUUUAUUGGGCGUUUUACUACUAAUUUUAGUAACCGUUAUUUACGUAUUGAGAAUUUUAAUGAAAUAUGUUGUUUCUAUCAAAUCGAAAUAUAAAAAAGAAUAAAUUUUAUAUGUUUUAAAUAAUUUACGGUCCUUUGUGUACAGUUAGCUAAGGUAUUUAGCUAAAAGUGUAGUUCCACUUCAAAAUCCUUUGUUCUCAUUUUAACUUAACUUUGUAAUACUUCUACUAUACGACCAGGAUUUUAUUUGGAUCCAUUGGAGGUACAGUCGUGAGGAGAGUCAGGUGCAAAUAGGUAGUAUUUUCUGCUAUGUGCGUGCACGGCGCACAUACAUGAAUAUUAAACCAUCAUUAACCAACAUAAAGAUAUAGUUUUAUUCCCAAAUCGGUGUACCUACUGAUGCAAAGCAAUGAUAUUUAGCUUGUCGUUGGCGGUUAUAUAUAAAUAGCACUUAAAAAUCA